Molecule: messenger RNA, 1767 nt
Organism: Pistacia vera
Lineage: Eukaryota; Viridiplantae; Streptophyta; Magnoliopsida; Sapindales; Anacardiaceae
Product: pentatricopeptide repeat-containing protein At1g77170, mitochondrial
Exons: 1
Coding region: 282-1682 (466 amino acids)
Biological process (GO): RNA modification
Molecular function (GO): protein binding; RNA binding
Source: RefSeq, a predicted model, not a curated record
GAAUAAAUACUGGUAGAGCAUGAAAAAAGUCAGAACCCGUAUAUGUCAUUAGGCCAAUGGCACCAGUUUAGAGAAGCAGCAUCGGGUCUAUUCGGGUGCAACAUGAAAUAUAUAUGAUUGGAGAAAAGGGAACGAGGUAAGCAGCAUCGGCUGCAAUAUGAUUAUAUGAAAUUUGGAGGGAAGCUUUUAUACGACUGGAGAGAUGAAUUUUCCAUCUAAGCUUCAACAUUUCAUGUCAUGUUGACUGAUCCCUGUUUUAUUUUUUACCCUCUUCCUUACGCAUGACUUCUUUUCACCAUCUCCUCCUCAGGUUUUCAAAAAUCCAAACACCCAAAAGACAGAAACACCUAACCAUUUUCAAUCAUCUCAACCACACUCUUGCUACAAGUCGCAUACCUCUUGAUACUCACGACCCAACCAAAAUCAUAGCAACCCAAUUAUCAGAAUGUUCCAAUUUAUUACAACUGAACCAAAUUUAUGCCCAUAUUAUCCGCACUCACUUUCUGCAAUCCUGUCCUGCCGCAUUUCAUUGGAACAACAUUAUAAGAUCAUACACUAAGCUAGAUGCACCCAAAAAGGCUCUAUACGUUUACAUCUUCAUGUCACGUGCCGAUGUCUUGCCCGACUCUUACACUCUCCCCAUCAUCUUAAAAGCCGUGUGCCAAUUUUUUGCUGUGGAGACGGGCAGGCAGCUUCAUUCGGUUGCAGUAAGACUUGGACUAGUAUCAAACGAAUUCUGCGAGAGUGGUUUAAUUUGUCUUUACUCCAAGGCCGGAGAGUUUGAAACGGCACGUAAGCUGUUUGAUGAAAAUAUUGAAAGAAAGUUGGGUUCUUGGAAUGCCAUCAUUACAGGACUUUCUCAAGGUGGACGUGCGAAGGAAGUGAUAGCUACAUUUAUCGAGCUAAAGAGAUGGGGGUUCGAGCCUGAUGGUAUUACUAUGGUUAGUGUAACUUCAGCUUGUGGAAGUUUAGGAGACUUGGGCUUAGCUCUUCAGUUGCAUAGGUGUGUUUUCCAACCUAAAAGUAGCGAAAAGUCAGAUGUUUUGAUGUUGAAUUCACUUAUAGACAUGUAUGGAAAAUGUGGGCGUAUGGAAUCAGCUUAUAAGGUAUUUUCCAGGAUGAGCCAAUGCAAUGUAUCAUCAUGGACAUCAAUGAUUGUGGGUUUUGCAAUGAAUGGGCAUGUCAAUGAAGCGCUUGAAUGCUUCCAUUGCAUGAGAGAAGCCGGCGUUAGGCCUAACCACGUGACAUUUGUCGGAGUUCUUAGCGCCUGUGUUCACGGCGGUAAGGUGCGGGAAGGGAAGCAUUUCUUUGACAUGAUGAAGAACGUGUAUCGAAUAACACCCCAGUUGCCACAUUACGGGUGCAUGGUGGAUCUGCUUGGGCGAGCAGGAUUGCUGGAUGAGGCGAGAGAGAUGGUGGAGAGGAUGCCAUUGAAGGCAAAUGUGGUGAUAUGGGGGUGUUUGAUGGGUGCGUGUGAGAAGUUUGGGAAUGUGAAGAUAGGGGAAUCGGUGGCUAAGCAUUUGCAAGAGCUGGAACCUUGGAACGAUGGCGUUUUUGUGGCUUUAUCAAAUAUUUAUGCUAGUAGAGGUCAGUGGGAAGAGGUUGAGAGAGUGAGAGGGAUUAUGAAAAACAAAAAACUUGCUAAGGUUCCUGGUUAUAGCUUGGCUACCAACUCAUAUUGAAAUGAAAUCCAAGCCGUUAUUUAUUUAUUUAUUUAAUUUUUAGUAGUGAAGGACUGUCACUAUUUAAAAAUCAAUUUUGGGUUGU